Messenger RNA from Periconia digitata, 734 nucleotides. The record is from the annotation of a GenBank genome assembly. NCBI's taxonomy places the organism in Eukaryota, Fungi, Ascomycota, Dothideomycetes, Pleosporales, Periconiaceae.
CUGGUGCCUUCCACGUCGAGAACAUAGUCUAUGCUAUGUACAGGGAUCAGUUCCGCCAAUGGACGUGCGGGCGGGAUAAGACUGUUUGCAAACCCCAAAGCUUGAUCAUGCUCACUGCCCUCGCAUCCAGGGCUGGUGACGAGCUGCUCACCGCAACAGCUGCCCGAGGUGAUCGAACUGUACAGUGGAAAGACCCGAAAGCUUUUGGGUUUCCUGCCUUCACGACAGGAGUUCACGUCGACCCUUCCAAAGCCGCCAACAGUAGGCAAAUUCACUCGAUUUUGGACAAGGGGGGGAAGCAGAUUGGUCUCCUCACUACCCUAGCUCCGCACGGCCUGCGUCGUGGCGCGGCCAGGGACCAAGCCCAUGUUGAGCCCACCGGGAACGGGUAUACCUCCACGCUGGGCGAGGUCCAGAACCUCCCCUCUCACUCACACGACGCCUUCCAACGUGGUGUGACCAAAAGCUACGUCGGCCCUAGCGAUCGGGAUGAUUGGGCGCCACGCUUGAAAAACGCUUAUUUCGACCCCCUUGUCAUGCCGGCGAAGGCACCCGACGCCAGCGCGUAUGUCGCCCCUCGGUGGUCCAAAGCAGACAUCGACCGGCUCUGUGCCGAGUACAAGCUGCCCUCUGAUUCCAAGUCAUCACGAAUGAAGGCUGGACGAUUGGGUUUGAAGGCACUCCAUGAAGCAUGGAUCGAGGCACAGAAGGCGGGUCGGCAUAGCUCCUUCUGA